AUGUCUCGAGACGAUCACGGACAUGACGGGAAACGGAGAAGGAUAGAGCCUCUUGCCGAUCGGCAUGGGUCAGCUCUUCCAGCCGAGUUGUCGCUUCCUGCACUCCUCCACAUGGCCUUGUCUGCACACGCGUCUUCGAGCUCCCAUCUGCAACAAGUGUUCAUCCCGAAGGACAUUCAGACCGUCGGGGACUACGAUAGCCUUACAGGCAACACUGGUGUCCGUUAUCGAUCUGACCCCGAGGCUGCUGCAAAAUCCUUUGCUCUGUUGCUCUUUGCCCUCGAUCUCCUACAUAUCGGGUUGCGUUCGACAACGGCUUCAGAUGCCGAGAGAGUCGCCUUCGCCCAAGAGUUUGCGACCGUAGCCAUCAAAGUCGCUACUGCAUGGCGCAAGUUAGCCGAUGCCAUGUCCCGUUCCAGCGAUCAGUCCCACAAACUGGCACUGAGCAUGUUGCUGCUUGAAUUGGAUGCCGAAAUGCAGGUCGUCGACAAGUUAGCUUUACUCGAUGCCAUGGAGGGUCAAGAUGUCUUCAGUCAAUGGCUGCACCUGGUUCGCUUACAUCUGCUUUUCGCUCAUCGUCGAUGGGACCUCGUGCCGAAAUACAUCGCAAUGAAAGAGAAGGAGUCGGGUCUUUGGAAUUCUUACUAUCGUCUACACCUGCUCCUUUACCAGACACUGUGGUAUGGACGCCUUGGAGAUGACGCAUCUGUCAAAAAAACUCAUAAGGAGAUGUAUCUAGCAAUAGACAGGUUUUCCGAUCCCGCCUUGUCUACCGACAUUCGACGGCAAGGUGCCGUCUUCAAAGUAAGUCGAAUCGCGAUGCGCGGUGGCAUCAUCAUACAGAGCACACCCCUCAACGAGCUCUAUCUUCUGACUUACUUGGCAUCUGUUGUCACUCGCAGAGAUUUCUUGGGGACCUCGUCGUCUUGUAAAAGUCUGGUUCUGCCGGCGCAAAUGGAAGCUUUCAGAUACCAUGCUAGAUCAGGCGAUAUGUGGGAUACAGAUUUCUCCUCCUACCAUUCAUUGGCCGAUGCGGCGCAGUUAUACUCGAGGGUGUUGAAAAUCCGCGUCGAGACUCUGCUCGAACAGGUCUCAGCGCUCAUGUACCGCAGCGAGAUUGCUCAAGCGCAUCAGUCUCUUGGCCUCGCUACGGAUAUGGCCAGAACCAAUGGCAUCUUCGCUGAACUGGCGCCGCAUUUCUGUCUCACUAGAGGUCAAUACUGCCAUCUAUUUGGCAAGGACCAGCUAGCGCAAGACAGCUACCGAGCAGCCAAAACCUUGCUGCGCACUCAAUCUGAGCUGGGCCUCAUCGUCGACAUUGGGGCUCUUGGCGCCAGUCGGCGACUCCUUCGGCUCGACGCCACCCUCGUCGCCGAAAUCACCACAUUAGCUGAUCGAUGUCGAAAUAGCUCCAACGCGAGCCUCGAGGCGUACGGACAUUUCCUGGGCAGCUUGAUCGACAGGAACAGGGUCGGUUCUAAGAAAAAACUGUCCAAUGCGUAUGAGGUGUCUCAGAGGGCAAACAACAAUGUCCUCCGAUGCCUGAUUUUUGCUUUCACGACUAGUGUGCACCUUUAUGGAACGGCCGAUAGGACGAUCCGGCAACUGGAGACUGGACGCGAGCUGGCUCGUCUGAUGGGAGGGAGAGACCGCCCUGACGGAGUGGGUCAGUUGGCACUAGGUCUAUGGUUUGCGCAAAAACUGAAGGUGCAUCAUCGUCGGGAAGGCAAUAUGGAGGCACAUGCGGCAGCCAAGGCCGAUCAGGAACGCCAUCAGGAAACGCUUCGACAUCUCCGUCUUGCAUCAUGA
Molecule: messenger RNA, 1809 nt
Organism: Kockovaella imperatae
Lineage: Eukaryota; Fungi; Basidiomycota; Tremellomycetes; Tremellales; Cuniculitremaceae
Exons: 7
Coding region: 1-1809 (602 amino acids)
Source: RefSeq, a predicted model, not a curated record